This is a messenger RNA of Medicago truncatula (barrel medic), 1061 nucleotides long. RefSeq names its product transcription factor bHLH148. The coding region runs from base 337 to 942 and encodes 201 amino acids. The transcript has a single exon. NCBI's taxonomy places the organism in Eukaryota, Viridiplantae, Streptophyta, Magnoliopsida, Fabales, Fabaceae. Gene Ontology annotation, molecular function: protein dimerization activity. Gene Ontology annotation, biological process: regulation of DNA-templated transcription. The record is from RefSeq and is a predicted model, not a curated record.
CAAAGAGAAAACGACAUGUGCUUUGUAAUUGUGAGUCUAUUAUUGUUGUGUUUGUGAGUCCUUUAUAAGCAUCCCACACCGUUACGUUCUUCCUCCAACCUCCCAAUUGCAGGGACACCUCACCCACUCCGUCCCGUUCCGUUCUCAUUCAUCUCAUCUAUUCCAACUCAACCACCUUCACUCUUCUUUCAUCUCUCAAAUAUAGGUUUCUUCAUUUCUCUGACUCACUUCCUUUUUUCAACAAAAACAAAUUAAACAAUCAUCACUCUCUCAACAAUCUAACCAGAAUCCACAAUCAGUUUCUCUUCCAUUUUUACUUCAAGCCAAGGUACUCAAAUGACAUCACCAUCUACUACAAUACCAAACAUAGUAACAAACACAGACAUAUCACGUGACACAAGAAGAAAGAAAAGAAAGAACAAGACACAGAAACAUCAUCAACAAGAUCAAAUUCAAAUCAACCCUAAAUGGAAAUCCCAAGAACAACAACAAAUCUACUCCACCAAGCUCCGUCAAGCCAUAACAAGAGUCAACUCAUCAUCCACCCCGCGCCGAGGAAAAGCCGUUCGAGAAGCCGCUGAUAGAGCUCUGGCGGUGACGGCCAGAGGAAGAACUCGUUGGAGCCGGACCAUUCUAAUGACCCGGCUCAAGAUCAAGUUUAGGAAGAAAAAACCUAACAGGGUAACGGCGCUGCCGUCAACUAGGUCAAAGAAGUCAAGGGUCAAUGUUUUCCGGUUGAAGGGAAAGGUAGUACCAAGUAUGCAAAGGAAAGUAAGGUUUCUUGGAGGGUUGGUUCCUGGUUGCAAAAAGGAACCAUUACCGGUGAUUCUUGAAGAAGCUAUUGAUUAUAUACCUGCACUUGAGAUGCAGGUUAGAGCCAUGAGUGCUCUUUUUAACCUUCUUUCUGCUUCUACUUCCGGCGCCGGCGUCAGUUCCGGUUGAUAAGAUAUCAUAAGAUACACUUUUGGUUUUGGGCCUGUAUGUAAUAUAUGGCAAUUCAUGUGUCCAUAUUUUAAUUUUUAUUAUUGUGAAUUAUUAUUAUUUGCCUCUUUUAAGCUAAA